ACGUCGGCUGUCGUGUAUUAGCUCCAACAUGGCGGCCAAGUUCAUUGUCACACUGACGUGCUUCGCUCUCUGCCAAUCCACCCCGGUCCUCUUAAACGGUGUAAUAUACCGUGAGGGUCGCAACUAUCCAAUCGAUGCCGCAAAUUUACCAAAUGUCAUUGACAUACAGUUUCCUCCAGGACAAGGGUUUGCCGAAGUGUAUCCAGGGAACGCAAUCGCCCAAGCCGAAGCUUACGAAAUUCCCGGUAACACUGCUGCCAUUGCUUCGGCGCAUAACGGACAAUAUUUCCCCAUUCCCCCGCCGGCUACUGUAGUAUCGUACCAAAACUUCGAAGCACCACAAGGUAUGGGAUACUUAAUACCAACCUCGGCGCAGUCUUCUGCCGGUGUCCAUGGUAAUCAUGAGUCUGCCACAUCUUCUGCUAUCAACUAUGGGUCUGGUUCGGCAAAAUCCUCUGCACAAAUCCAAGGCACAGGCACAUACGGAGUCACAUCUAACACUAACGUCUACAGCCAAGGAUUUGGUUCUGCAAUGUCAACGGUGAACAACGGUCACGAAUCGACCGUAACAUCCGCUCAAACGCAAGGCAACGGAUUGAGUUCAGCCAAAUCGAAAACACAGAGCGGUCUGGGUACCACCUUAGCAGAAAGUCAAGUGAACGGUGCUCAUGGUUCAGCCACCUCAUCUGUAAAGCAAUCAGGGACCUCGGUCGAUACAUCAGCUAACACCCAAGGCCAUGGGUCGUCAGCGAGCGCUAAUGUCCAAAAGGCGCAAGGAACUGGUUUCACCAAGACAACAAGCAAAAAAGGAGUUAAAUGGCAAUUCGGAACCCUUUAUGGGACACCAUCCAAUGUUGCAAACGUACACGCUCAAAGUCAAUCCGGACCUGGAAUUGCUCAGUCUACAGCUCAAACUAUUGGCCACGGAUCGGUCAACGCAAACGCUAUCGCUAACGGAGCGGGGCAUUCCACCCCGACCGUCAAUAACUACGGACACAGCCCUAUUACUACUUCUGCUAAUGCACAUGGACUUGGAAGCGCCACAUCAAGUGCCACCGAUGGACUUAACUCCGCAAACGCGGUUGCCAGUACUGAUGGUCAUGUAGUCCCAAACACGGUUGCUAAUACUGUGGGACAAAUUCCUUCUUAUUCUCCUAACCAGGGAUAUGGCGUGGUGCAAUGGAUUCCAAAUGUCCACGACGCAGGCUACGUGCAGUCCGUGGCUAACACUCAGGGUUACGGCACCGCUAACUCUGCAGCCAGCUCGCAAGGACCCUAUGGACCCCUGCAGUCAACCGCUGACGUGAACGGUGCUGGUUAUGCGCAUUCCGUUGCCAAUGAUAAAUACGGUUCCGUGAACACCGUUGCCAACUCAGGCCAUGGUUCUGCCAAAUCCUCCGCCAACAUCAAUAACCUAGGAUACGGCUCGGUGAGCUCAAAUGCCAAUGUGAAUGGUGCAGGUUACGCUAACUCAGCUGCGAACAGCAAUGGCUUGGGCUACGGAUCGGCUGUCUCGAACGUUAAUGGUAACGGAUCAAGCAGCUCUAACGUUUUGUCUUAUGGGCCAAACUUUGCUGGAUCUCAGACGAUCGCCAAUGCCCAAUCUUCGGGCUCUGGUCACGCCAUGUCCUCGGCGAGGGCUCAGGGCUUGCAAACCGCCUACAGGGUCGUCAACACGUCCGCUAACACCAACGGCUACGGGUCUGCUAUCGCCAACGCGCAAAGCUUGUGAAUAAGCGACUUGUAAACACUCAGCGAUCACUUCAAGACGACUUAAAUGACAAUCGUUUACUUGUCUUGAUGUUUUUGCAAUCCUUCUUGCAUAUUUAUUAGAAUUUAAUUAAAUUAUUGUCAAUCAUGCCAUGUUUUAGUGUAA
This is a messenger RNA of Papilio machaon (common yellow swallowtail), 1876 nucleotides long. RefSeq names its product hornerin. The record is from RefSeq and is a predicted model, not a curated record. Bases 29 to 1732 code for a protein of 567 amino acids. The transcript is spliced from 2 exons. NCBI's taxonomy places the organism in Eukaryota, Metazoa, Arthropoda, Insecta, Lepidoptera, Papilionidae.